Molecule: messenger RNA, 2268 nt
Organism: Gastrolobium bilobum
Lineage: Eukaryota; Viridiplantae; Streptophyta; Magnoliopsida; Fabales; Fabaceae
Product: proline-rich receptor-like protein kinase PERK1
Exons: 8
Coding region: 170-2143 (657 amino acids)
Biological process (GO): protein phosphorylation
Molecular function (GO): ATP binding; protein kinase activity
Source: RefSeq, a predicted model, not a curated record
CAUUCUCACUGCUCUCUCUCUCUUCUCUCUCAAAGUCUCAACACACUUUUAGAGAGAGAAACACAUACAUACACCUUCUUUCUUCUUCUUCUUCAAUUGGUUUUGCUUUAAUCUUAAUCUUCUUUUUCAAGUUUCUGUUUUGUUUUUUAUCUCAACAUUAUUUUUUGUAAUGUCAACCGCCCCCGCUCCCUCCUCGCCGCCGGCGACCAACACCACCUCUCCUCCGCCGUCAACCCCCGCCACACCUUCCGCACCAGCCCCCACCACUCCUUCCGCGCCUCCUCCGGCCACUCCAUCCUCACCGCCGCCGGCCACCCCCUCUUCACCGCCUCCUCCGGCCACUCCUUCGUCUCCUCCGCCGGCAACUCCCUCCGCUCCUCCACCGGCAACUCCCUCCGCGCCUCCACCAGCCACUCCUUCCUCCUCGCCGCCGCCGCCUGCAACGCCGUCGUUAUCUCCGCCAUCGCCGCCUUCUCCGUCUAGCGGUGGCCACACUACUCCGAGUCCACCAUCUCGGAGCCCGCCCACUCCUCCGUCAAGCUCGAAUAAAGCUCCACCUCCGCCGUCGUCAAAUUCUUCUCCGUCGUCGUCGUCGAGUAUUUCGACCGGCGUCGUCGUCGGAAUCGCCGUCGGAGCCGUUGCGGUUCUUCUGGUGUUCAGCAUUCUGUGCAUUUGCUGUAGGAAGAAAAAGAGAAGACGUGAUGAGGAAUACGAUGCUCCGCCGCCGCGGGGACCCAAAGAUGAUCCAUAUGGUGGUCCUCCACGUCACUGGCAACAUAAUGCUCCCCCUCCUUCAGAUCAUGUAAUCUCAAUGAUUCCUAAGCCAUCACCUGCUCCUCAACCUGUUGCUUAUGCUGCUCCGCCUCCUCCUCCUCCUUUCAUGAGCAGCAGUGGUGGGUCUGGAUCAAACUAUUCUGGUGGUGAAAAUCCACUUCCACCUCCUUCUCCAGGCCUCUCAUUGGGCUUCUCAAAGAGCACUUUUACAUAUGAGGAGUUGGCACGCGCAACCGAUGGUUUCUCCGAUGCCAACCUCCUUGGACAAGGUGGAUUUGGAUAUGUGCAUAGAGGAAUUCUUCCCAAUGGUAAGGAGGUUGCAGUUAAGCAGCUAAAGGCUGGAAGUGGGCAAGGGGAACGCGAAUUUCAAGCUGAAGUAGAGAUCAUUAGCCGUGUUCAUCACAAACAUCUUGUUUCUUUGGUUGGAUACUGCAUCACUGGGAUCCAGAGGCUGCUUGUUUAUGAAUUUGUUCCCAACAAUACAUUGGAAUUCCAUUUACAUGGAAAAGGGAGACCUACCAUGGAUUGGUCCACAAGGCUAAGAAUUGCUUUAGGAUCUGCAAAAGGACUGGCAUAUCUUCAUGAAGAUUGUCAUCCUAAGAUCAUCCAUCGUGAUAUCAAAGCUGCUAACAUUCUUCUGGAUUUUAAGUUUGAAGCAAAGGUUGCAGAUUUUGGUCUUGCCAAGUUUACUUCUGAUGUCAAUACUCAUGUUUCUACUCGAGUGAUGGGGACUUUUGGGUAUCUGGCUCCAGAAUAUGCUUCUAGUGGAAAACUCUCAGACAAAUCAGAUGUUUUCUCCUUUGGAGUCAUGCUCCUUGAAUUAAUAACUGGACGGCGGCCAGUUGAUAAAACUCAAACUUUCAUGGAGGAUAGUUUGGUGGACUGGGCUAGGCCUUUGCUCACACGUGCUUUGGAAGAGGAUGAUUUUGACUCUCUGAUUGACCCAAGGCUCCAGAAUGAAUAUGAUCCUAAUGAGAUGCUUCGUAUGGUGGCAUGUGCUGCAGCUAGCACGCGUCAUUCAGCAAAGCGUCGACCAAGGAUGAGCCAGGUUGUUCGUGCUCUGGAAGGAGAUGUGUCUUUAGCUGAUCUUAAUGAAGGAAUCAGACCUGGACACAGCACUGUCUACAGUUCUCAUGGAAGCUCAGAUUAUGAUACAACACAAUACAAGGAAGACAUGAAAAAGUUCAGAAAAAUGGCACUGGGAACUCAGGAGUAUGGUGCCAGCAGUGAGUACAGUGCAGCUACAAGUGAGUACGGUUUAAACCCAUCUGGUUCAAGCAGUGAAGCACAGAGCCGCCAGACCACACGGGAAAUGGAAAUGAGAAUGAUGAAGAACAACAACAGUAAAGGUUUCAGUGGAAGCUCUUGAUGAACCUUGACACAUUUUAUCUUGUGUAAAUUUAUAUCCUUGAUUUGUUUCCUUUGCCACAGUUGAUUGCUUGACUGACAUGUUUGGAGUGACUUACCAAUUAUUAUUAUUACUAUUUUUUCUUC